Messenger RNA from Plutella xylostella (diamondback moth), 1796 nucleotides. RefSeq names its product Secreted Wg-interacting molecule (gene Swim). Gene Ontology annotation, molecular function: cysteine-type peptidase activity. Lineage: Eukaryota; Metazoa; Arthropoda; Insecta; Lepidoptera; Plutellidae. Gene Ontology annotation, biological process: proteolysis. The record is from RefSeq and is a predicted model, not a curated record.
UUUCCCGCCAUAGCGCAGUGUUCACGCAACUUUCGCGCCAAACUGACGCUAUUCGAAAUUUAAAUUUUGACACACGCGCGCGCUCUUUGCAAAGUUUUUAAAAGUGAUUAUUUUUUUAAAUAUAUUUCUGGCCAGUGUUUUUAAUGAAAUUUUGUGCUCAGAAAAAAAUAUGGAUCGGUAACAAUAAGCACGUUUUUGUGUACAAAUGAAUUUUAAAACGGGCUGUGAAAAUUUGCAUUCUUGUUAGUGUGACAAAUUAUUUUGUUUGACAUCUGAAAUCCGCAUCGACAUGGCUAACACGUUCCACCUGCUGGCGGCCGUCAGCUGUCUCACUCUGGUGGCCGCGUACUGGGGCCCGGACCUGCCUCCAGGGCCGUACUGCGGGCGCACUAACGAGUGCUGCAGCGACCGAAGAGACUCCUGCGCACACCGGAUACUGGACACUCUCUGCUACUGCGACCAGUUCUGCAACCACACGGCGUCGCACGACGACUGCUGCCCUGACUACCCUGAAGUAUGCCUCGGGAGAAGGCCUGAAGAGGUCCCGGUGCCGCUGAAGCAGCCGUGCCGGCACCGUGGCCAGCUGUUCAUGCCGGGCGCUGUUAGGAUGGAGGACUGUAAUAGCUGCGAAUGCGUCGAAGGCCAAGACGGUCUGACGACGUGGGUGUGCCAGUCGGACCCCUGCCUCGUCAGCGGGGAGGUGCUGGCCAGGGUCCAGCAGCGUGGCGGCAGCUGGCGAGCCUACAACUACACACAGUUCCAGGGGAAGAAGUUGAAAGAUGGCCUGGUUUAUUAUCUAGGAACGCUCCCGCUCAGCCGCGAGACCCAGCGCAUGGGGGCCAUCCGGUACAACAAGGAGCCCGACUACCCGGCGCACUUCGACAGCCGCAGUCGCUGGCCGCGGUACAUCUCCCCUGCGCGUGACCAGGGCUGGUGCGGCGCUGACUGGGCCGUGACACUCGCUGAUGUCGUCUCUGAUAGGUUCGCGAUCCAGUCCAACGGCGCCGAGACACUAGCGCUGAGCCCGCAGGUGUUCCUGUCGUGCAACCGCCGCGGCCAGCAGGGCUGCCGGGGAGGGCACAUCGACGUGGCCUGGAGCUUCGCUAAAAGCCAUGGCCUAGUCGACGAGGAAUGCCUCCCCUACGUGGCCAACGUGACCCGGUGCCCGUUCCGGCCCCGCCACGACCUGGUCCAAGAUGGCUGCCGGCCGCGCAACCCUCAGCGCACGUCGCGCUACAAGGUGGGCCCGCCCAGCCGGCUGAAGCGGGAAGAGGAUAUCAUGUAUGACAUCAUGGAGUCCGGGCCGGUUCAGGCAAUCCUGACGGUCCACCAAGACUUCUUCCACUACCGGGACGGCAUCUACCGGCGCUCGCACUACGGAGACAACAAGUUGCAGGGGCUCCACGCCGUGAGGAUCGUGGGCUGGGGCGAGGACCAAGGGGACAAGUACUGGAUCGUAGCCAACAGCUGGGGCCCGGAGUGGGGUGAAAACGGCUUCUUCCGCAUCGCUCGAGGCGUCAACGAAUCCGGGAUCGAAUCCUUCGUGGUGACCGUCCUAGUGGAAGUCAUCGAGGCUAACCGAAGGAAAUAACCUCUCAAGCAACUCGUCACGCCCUGUGUGGCCAGGCGAGUCGUCAGAACGAGGCAUGGCUGGAUUGUGCUAAACACAACGCGUUAUAGAACUUGAGUGCGAUGUUUGUGAGAAUAGAUUUGCGCGUGGUGCUAUUUCGUUGGGGCGAAUGUAGAUGGCGCUGAUUGAUAAAUUUGUGGUGUGUCUUAAUCUCGGAAUAUUUAUG